Molecule: messenger RNA, 432 nt
Organism: Drosophila serrata
Lineage: Eukaryota; Metazoa; Arthropoda; Insecta; Diptera; Drosophilidae
Source: RefSeq, a predicted model, not a curated record
AGCAGCACAACACAGACCAAGAAACAAAAAUCCUUCAAAAUGUUCAAAUUGGUGGUGUUGUCUGCUCUCCUUGCCGUAGCUGUCGCUCGUCCUGGCCAUCUCUAUGAGUCUCCUGUGGUGUACUCCGCUCCUGCUGCCACAACCUAUGUCCAGGAGCAGGUUCUGGCCAAAGUGGGUGCCGUGGUGAACAGUGUCCCCACCUCGGUCUCCCACCAGAGCCAGUCGGUGGUGCACAGCUCGGCGCACGUUGUGGAGGAUGUCGUGGCUCCUGUGGUCAAGUCCACUCCGGUGGUUAGCUAUGCCGCUGCCGCUCCAGUGGUUCAUACCAGCUAUGCUGCUGCUCCCGUUGUCCACUCCACCUAUGCUGCCGCUGCUCCUCUGGUUCACACCAGCUAUGCUGCUGCUCCCGUUGUCUACAGUGCUGGUUGGUAA